AUGAUAAGUAAAUUGGAAAUAUUUCCAAAUGAAAUCUUUAUAAAUGUCUUUUCCUAUUUAUCAUGGGAUGAACUCUUAAUAUCAUUAUGGUUAUUAAAUAAACGUAUUAAUUCUCUUAUUUGUUUUAUAUUUUCAAUGAAGAAAAAUGGAAUUGUUUUAAAUGAUUUAAGUUUAACUUAUAAAAAAUUUUCUAAAAUAUUAUUACCAUUAAUAUUAAAUUCAUCAUCACUUUCUUCUAAUAUAAAAUAUAUUUAUGUUAAUGGAAUUAAUUCAAUUUCUUUUGAUUUUAUUUAUCAAAAGAUUUUUUAUGAUGAUAAUAAUAAUAAUAAUAAACAAAAAAUUCCUUUUCCUAAUCUUAAGUCUCUUUAUAUAACUCAAUGUUUAUUAUCUGAACGAUUACUAGAAACAUUAUCUUUUCUUAUUCAAUAUAAAUUAAAUCAGCUUACAUUAACUUUUCAUAAAGAAGCUUACGUGAAUUUUGAUUAUGGAAAAGGACUUCCAACAAUCAUUUCUAAUAGAGGUAAACAACAAAUAUUUUCUAAACUAAAGAAGAUUUAA
This is a messenger RNA of Rotaria sp. Silwood1, 558 nucleotides long. Lineage: Eukaryota; Metazoa; Rotifera; Eurotatoria; Philodinida; Philodinidae. The record is from the annotation of a GenBank genome assembly.